AUGGAGAACACGAUCAUCGGCAGCACAAUCAUCUUCAGGGCCUUCAGCCAGAGCUCUCCUCCGAGCCUGGUCAUCCUCCCUGGGUGCCUGCUUGGUAUUCCACCCGAGGCUCUGAAACACGAAGCCGCUGACGGCCCCGACGACCACGGCGGACAUCACCUGGCACGUGGGGUUCGCGAGCGCCCGCCGCAGGCGCGAGCCAUCGCCGCUGGCCUCGUCGCCCUUCGGCAUCCUGCUGGGCCUCGAUGCAGGGCGCCGAAGAUGCCGAAGAAGGCACCCAGUCUUGGAAUGCGCCGAAGAUGCCUC
Molecule: messenger RNA, 306 nt
Organism: Prorocentrum cordatum
Lineage: Eukaryota; Dinophyceae; Prorocentrales; Prorocentraceae
Source: the annotation of a GenBank genome assembly